AUGACCGAUGUAGAAUAUUCCGAUUAUGAAACCUUCCCGUUUUUUGUCAAGAUGGUUGAAAUUGGUCAAGAUGUACUGGAAACACAUUUAAAAAGUAACUGUUUUGAGUUCUUUGAGAAAUGUCUGCAGCUCACCUACAAAUUUGCUGACAAAACGCAAAAGGCAACAGUUCUUAUUGGUUAUGGCCGAGCACAGACGAAUAUCAAGGGAAAUUAUGAAUCUGGUCAAGAGAAGUUGUGUCAAGCCAUUGAGGUUUUAGAUGAUCUGCCUUGUACUUAUGCCACUGCUCAAGCCUACCAAUCUUUAGGAUUCACUUUGCAAAGAAAAGGAGAAGUAGAAGAAGCCCUAAGAUGCCUUGAAGAGGCUCUCAAGAUUGAAACUGAACUGGACAUACCAAACAAUCGAUUGACCUUGUCUACACUCAGCAGCUUAGGAAUUGUCAAUGUUUUUAUUGGUAAUUUUGAAGAUGGUAAAAAGUAUCAUUUAGAGUCAUUGAAGAGACGACUCGCUUUAUUGCAGACAGAGAAACACCCUCACAUUGGGGCAUGUUAUAACAAUCUGGGUCUUCUCUAUGAAAAUAUGGGUGAAUAUGACAAGGCCCUUGAAUACUACGAGAAGGGGCUACAGAGGAAGACUCUCAGAUGCAGGUUUGUGAUGCACAGCCUCAGCGCCGACCAGAGCUGUGGGUCAACACGCAACGAAGAGUCUCAGCAGGGCAAAGCCAGUCUACUUCCACCCCACAGUCUUCUGCGUCUCCUGUUUUUAAAUUAUCCUAUGUUGGAACCCCUCAAGAUGAUGUCAGAAGACAUUUCCCUCAGCAUCGACCUCCUUUGGCUUUAUCUACAUCAACAGAUAAUGAAACAGUCUUAG
Acanthosepion pharaonis is the source of this 870-nucleotide messenger RNA. The record is from the annotation of a GenBank genome assembly. NCBI's taxonomy places the organism in Eukaryota, Metazoa, Mollusca, Cephalopoda, Sepiida, Sepiidae.